Molecule: messenger RNA, 1654 nt
Organism: Prosopis cineraria
Lineage: Eukaryota; Viridiplantae; Streptophyta; Magnoliopsida; Fabales; Fabaceae
Product: vicilin-like seed storage protein At2g28490
Exons: 5
Coding region: 1-1473 (490 amino acids)
Source: RefSeq, a predicted model, not a curated record
AUGUUAAACAGAGCUACCCUUUUGGUCUUUCUUCUUGUUCUUUGCCAUGCAUUGGCAAAGGGUACGAGUUUCGCUGAAGAUGAAGAUUGGAGUAGCGAGAAGCAAGAGAGAGAAGGGAAAUGGUUGCCUGCAGAGUCAAGUGACUGGUUCUUGUUACGACGCUCGAAGCAAGUAAUCAAGACUGAUGCAGGCGAAAUGAAAGUUACGGAAAGCUAUGGCGGUAGGAUUGUGGACAAGCCUAUGCACAUUGGCUUCAUCAACAUGGAACCAAAGUCCCUGUUCAUUCCUCAGUACCUCGACUCUAGCUUGAUCCUUUUCAUUCGCAGAGGGGAGGCAAAGUUGGGAUUCAUCUACAAAGAUAAACUGGCAGAGAGGCGUUUGAAAACUGGGGAUGUGUAUAGAAUCUCAGCUGGUUCUGUAUUCUACUUGGUGAACACAGGGCGAGGCCAGAGACUUCAUAUUAUCUGUAGCAUUGACCCCUCUGAGAGCUUGGGAAUAGGCGUUUUCCAGUCUUUCUACAUCGGAGGAGGAGGAGCCUGCCCACCAUCAGUUCUUUCUGGGUUCGGACCUGAAGUCCUAAGAGCCGCUUUAAACACAUCAGGCCUUGAGCUAAGGCAAAUCCUCAAGGGGCAACACGAAGGGCCAAUCGUGUUUGUGGAUGACUCUCACGCCCCAAGCCUGUGGACGAAGUUCCUUCAACUGAAAGAGCACGACAGACUAGAACACCUCAAGAAAAUGGUGGACGAGCAAGCAGAAUCCGGUGAUGAUGAAGAAAAGGAGGAGGAGGCAGAGCAAACAGAUUGGUCAUGGAGGAAACUCGUGAAAUUUGUCUUUGGAUGUGAGAACAAGGAAAGAGAGAAGAGAUAUUUCGCUAAAUCUCCCGACUCCUACAACCUCUACGACAGCAAACCCGAUUUCAGAAAUAGAUUCGGUUGGAGCGUUGCUUUGGACGGCUCCAGUUAUUCCCCACUCAGACGCUCCGGCAUCGGCGUUUAUCUCGUCAAUCUCACCGCCGGAUCCAUGAUGGCACCGCAUGUGAAUCCAAGGGCAACAGAGUACGGCAUCAUUUUGUACGGAACCGGAAAGAUUCAUGUGGUGUUUCCAAACGGAACUGCAGCGAUGAGUGCCCACGUCAGAGAAGGGGAUGUGUUCGUCGUACCGAGAUACUUCCCAUUCUGUCAAAUCGCAUCCAGAUCUGGAUCAUUCGAGUUUGUCGGGUUCACGACAUCGGCGAGGAAGAACAGGCCUCAGUUUCUGGCGGGAGGAUCGUCGCUUCUCCACACCUUGUUGGGACCUGAGCUUGCAGCAUCGUUUGGCGUAAGUGAGGACAGGAUGCGGCGCGUGGUGAAAGCUCAGGGAGAGUCUGUAAUCCUACCAGCUGAAGGGGCGUCACCUGGAGACGUAGACGUAAGACGCGGGGAAGAAGAGGAUCGAAGGGAAGAACCAGGGAGGCAGAGACAGAUGCUGCGUUGAGUUUAUUUAUAGCUUUAAGAUAUGACUUUGAGCUCUGAUUAGAUUAUGAUAAUUAGGAAAAACAGAGUGGGAUUAGCGAGAAUAAAUUAUUUUGCUGGCUAGAAGCUAAGUCGCGUUGUCCGUUUUAUUUUUAUGUUUGGGAUUUCCUUUCUUUGUUCAGUUUCUGUUUACGAAUUUUCCU